GGUAAUACAGGAAGUAAUUUACACGGAUGAUCUUCUUGUUUUGAUAUCUCAAACUGAAGGAUUAAACAGAUCCGUUUCCCUUAAUUUGCUGUUUAGGGUGACGUUUUUUGAACCGAGGGGGCCAAGGUGACAUCACAACAUCCAUCGAGGCUGUAAAGGUGCUUACAGUCUAUGAGUCGCAGCAGGAACCCCCCACCCCGGGGUCAAGGGGCAGCUAGAGCCAAACAGAUGGGGCUUCUGCUUGACCUCACCCCGGACGGCGGGUUGGACGAUUUGGGGAAUGACGAGGACCUGGAGGCAGAGCUUCUCAGUUUGGUUGGAGGGGGUGGAAAAGGAGGGAGACCCCAGGGGAAAAAAGGAGAAGGAAGAUCUCCUGUUCCAAUGUCUGAAAUUGAGCGAAUGGCGGCUCUAUGUAUGAAAGAUCUAGACGACGAAGACAUUGGAGAUGAUGAUUUAGAUGAUGAAGACCUCCUGGCAGAAUUGAAUGAAGUGUUGGAGGAUGAUGAGGGCCAUGCUCCUGCUCAAACACCUGUCGCUUCCACUCCUACUGUUCCUAAAGUCCAUGUGUCUUCUCCUACUGCACAAAGUGGAGGGUCAGGGUUGGAAUCUCGCCUGUUGGAGCGGAUUGACAUGUACCAGAAAGCUAUAUCCAAUGCCAAGGCUGCAGGCGAGACUAGUAAAGUUCGGAGAUAUGACAGAGGGUUAAAGACGUUACAGACCAUGCUGACAUCUGUGAAAAAGGGGAAGCCAAUCAACGAAGAAGAGAUUCCUCCUCCGGUUGCCAUCGGUGCAAAACCAAACGCUCCAGCCGAAUCUGAACCUGUUAAGGAGCGAGAAGCGCCUGCGUUGAUUCCUUCCCCUCCUUCCAAUCAGAAACCACUGCGGGAAUCCGCACCAGAAGCCCCAAAUGUUAAACCCGCGCAACUAGCACUUCCCCACAAACCAGCUGCUGCUGUCACCCCAGAAACACCUGCGAUCUCCCCCCUUACACCCAGCCAACCUCACACCCAGCACUCCGAGCUGAAACAGGCAGUGCUGUCUAGACAGAGGGAAUAUAAGAUGGCUGCUAUAGAAGCAAAGCAGAGUGGUGACAUCAACCUGGCUAAGCAGCACUACCUGGCUGCUAAGAAGCUGGACUCGCUGGUGGAAGCUGUUGACAGAGGGGAACCAGUGGAACUCAGCUCAUUACCUCCCCCUCCUGAUGCAGUGGAACAGCAGAGAGCGUCUGUUCCUCCUCAGUCUUCUUCCAAAGCUGCUGCUCCUGCUGCUCCUGCAGCACCUGCUGCUCCUGCUGCCCCUGCACCCCAACAGAUGACCCAAAACAACCUUCCUGCCCCCACCAGUGUGGCAGAAGCGCUGAAACAGAGGCUGGAAAUCUACAAGCAGGCAGCAGAGGGUGCUAAGAGCAAAGGAGAUGAUCGGAAGGCUCGCAUGCACCAGCGCAUUAUGAAGCAAUACCAGGAUGCCAUCAGAGCUCACAAUGCAGGACGACCCGUCAACCUUUCUGAUCUGCCUAUUCCUCCUGGCUGCCCACCUCUCCAGGGCUCAGAGGGGAGUCAGCAGAACCUGAUAGGUGUCCUAGAAACGGCUAUGAAAAUAGCAAAUCAGGAUGCAGACGCAGAGGAUGACGAUGAGGAUGGACAAAAAGAGGCAGCUAAGCCUGCAGUGCGUCCUUCUGUGCAGAAAGCAAAGUCUCCAGCUCCCCCAGUCCCCGCUGGAUCCUCAGCUCCAAAGCUGGGAGCUAAAGCCCAGCAGCAGGUGGACUUCCUGUUGCUACGGCGACAGGCCUUUAUGCGUGCAGCGCUUCGCUCCAAACAAGUGAAGGACAUGAUUGGAGCAAAGCAGCACCUCAGGAACGCCAAGGGACUGGACAACAUGAUCACAGCUGCAAAGUCUGGCCUACCUGUUGAUAUCACAAAGAUUCCAAGUGCUCCAGUGAGUGAGGAGGAUUAUUCCCUGGGUCGCUCCCGGACCUCUCCUGUCUCCCCUCGCUCCAGUGAAAAGUACCACGACCUCAUGGACCGCUUACGAAAUCAACAUAAGAAAUUUUCAGAUCUCUGUCAGCAGUUCACUCUCAUGGGAAACAUACCUGAGGCUUUGAAGACUGAGAAACUUGUUGAAGAGACCAUGAAGUACAUAGAGAUGCUGAAGAAUGCCCAUGCCAACGGUCAGCCAGUCCCCAAGUGCCACACCCAGGAGAGAACCUUCAACUCUCCAAA
This is a messenger RNA of Cyprinodon variegatus (sheepshead minnow), 2219 nucleotides long. Its product is annotated as coiled-coil and C2 domain-containing protein 1A-like. The transcript has 18 exons. The record is from RefSeq and is a predicted model, not a curated record. Gene Ontology annotation, molecular function: DNA-binding transcription repressor activity, RNA polymerase II-specific; RNA polymerase II cis-regulatory region sequence-specific DNA binding. The annotation marks the transcript as partial. Gene Ontology annotation, cellular component: nucleus. NCBI's taxonomy places the organism in Eukaryota, Metazoa, Chordata, Actinopteri, Cyprinodontiformes, Cyprinodontidae. Gene Ontology annotation, biological process: regulation of transcription by RNA polymerase II.